GAGAGAGAGAGAGAGAAACUCCAGCUCAGUCCUGAGAGAGAGAGAGAGAGAGAGAGACCGUCUGUGACCUGCGCUCAGUUGGAUUUCUCACGUGUGAACAGGUCAACAGGAGGAGGAGGAGCAGGAGGAGAGGAGGCUGCUGUGGACAGUGAGGAGGAGACAGAGCUGCAGGAUGUGAGACGACCUGGAGGAGAUUCUUCCACCGCGGGUUGACCAAUGUCUGUGUGAUUCUAAUGAGGCUCUUCAGGCUCUGGGAUGUACAAGAUGUUGCUGUGUUCCUCAGCAUCGCAUCAUAUAUCUGUGACCUAGCCGGAGCCAUCUCCAUCCACUCUCCUCAGAGGAGCCUCGCCAGGGCAGUGCAGGAGGAUGUGUUCUUCUCAGUGGACGUUUCCUCCAACGGGGUCCCCACCAUACAAUGGAACUUUAUGUCCGGAGCGGUGAGCCGCACCAUAGGGACUUGGCAGCCCGGUGUGUUCACCAACAUCACGGAGGAUUACAGCAGCAGAGUGCAGUCCUACGACAACGGCUCCAUGGGCCUGUCGGACCUGCGGCUGCAGGACGGAGGAUACUACGUGGUGACGGUUACUGAAACAGAAGGAAGCAGCAAGGACACCGGGUUCGUCCUGAAAGUGAACGAGGCGCUGUACGAGGAUCUUCAGUAUCUGUCCGUCUCUGCUCUGGCCCUGGCCUGCGUGGCCACUCUGCUCAUGCUCCUCAUGUGGCUGCUGGACAAGGCGUACAGGAGGAUCGUGGCGUGGAGACGCAGGAGACAGAUGCCAGAAACUAAUGCGACGGAGCUGCAGCAGCUUUGAGGGACGAGCCUCCAACCAAACAUGAAAACCCACCAGAGCUGCAACUCCCAACUGAGGAUUUUAAAUGUUACUGCUGAAUGUAAAUAUUUCCCUCAUGGGAUUAGAAAAAAGUACAAACUGUAUUUAUUGUCUGAGGAAAUGAAAUGUGUGAUUUUUCUUCCUUCAUCCAAACGUGACUCAGUCGUUGAAAGAACGACGACUCGUUCAACAGGUCGUCUGCUGACAGGAAACUUCUCAGGUCUUCAGUGGUUGUUUGUAAAAAGUAAAGUGAAAUAUUUCUGUGGUGAUCACUGUUGAUAUCAUGGCCUCAAACAAAUAAAUGUAAAGAAACUAACAAGAGUAAAAA
Messenger RNA from Platichthys flesus (European flounder), 1158 nucleotides. Its product is annotated as V-set and transmembrane domain-containing protein 5. The record is from RefSeq and is a predicted model, not a curated record. The transcript has 4 exons. Bases 234 to 812 code for a protein of 192 amino acids. Gene Ontology annotation, biological process: positive regulation of excitatory synapse assembly; filopodium assembly. Gene Ontology annotation, cellular component: dendrite; plasma membrane; axon. Lineage: Eukaryota; Metazoa; Chordata; Actinopteri; Pleuronectiformes; Pleuronectidae.